Molecule: messenger RNA, 702 nt
Organism: Dioszegia hungarica
Lineage: Eukaryota; Fungi; Basidiomycota; Tremellomycetes; Tremellales; Bulleribasidiaceae
Exons: 6
Coding region: 1-702 (233 amino acids)
Biological process (GO): tetrahydrofolate interconversion; folic acid-containing compound biosynthetic process
Cellular component (GO): mitochondrion
Molecular function (GO): 5-formyltetrahydrofolate cyclo-ligase activity
Source: RefSeq, a predicted model, not a curated record
AUGUUUGCACUCAAGGCGGCUCUACGAAAGAGCAUGUUGAAGGCAUUGAGGCAGAUCUCUGAGCAAGAACUAAAGGCACAAUCUGACGCGGUGUUUCGCUCCCUCCUCCAGCAAGACUGGUACACCUCUGCUCGCUCUGUAGGGUGUUAUCUCUCCAUGGCCAAGGGGGAGCUGCAGACCGACCAGAUCGUCCAGGAUUUACUCAAGAGAGGUGCCAAACUGUAUACGCCAUACCUACCCCCGCCGCCUUCAGCUCCAGCUCCGUCACCUUCAAGCUCCGAUCCGCCCAUAUCCGCCACGAGCGAGAUGCGAAUGCUCAGCCUCUACUCUCCGGCUGAUCUCGAGGCGUGUCCGCUGGACAAGUGGGGUAUUCUGGAUCCCGGGGAGACUAGGCGAGAUACAGGGGAGAAGCGGGAAGACGCGAUGGAUCAUUCUGCUCCAGAUCUGGAUCUCAUCCUCAUCCCAGGCGUAGCGUUCGACGAACACUGUAACAGACUAGGUCGCGGGAAAGCAUUCUACGACCGCUACCUCGCCAACUACACCUCGACCCGAAAACGUCCUCUUUUCGUCGCUCUCGGUCUGAGCGUCCAGCUACUCCCAGCCGGAGAGAUGGUACCUAUCACAACAGACGACUUUACACUGGACGGCGUCAUUACUCCUGAUCGGACCAUCUGGCGCAGGGGCACCAAAGAGCAAGCAUAA